CCAGCCAGCCGCGUCCGGAGCCCGCGCGCAGCCUCGAGGUCCCACCCGAGGUGCCCUUGACCGUCCCUGUCCCCCACCCCACCCCGGAUCCCGGCAAUGCUAACCGCUGUCUGCGGCUCUCUGGGCAGCCAGCACACGGACGCGCCUCACGCCUCCCCGCCGCGCCUCGACCUGCAGCCUCUCCAAACAUACCAGGGCCACACGAGCCCCGAGGCCGGGGACUACCCCUCCCCGCUGCAGCCUGGAGAGCUGCAGAGCCUCCCGCUGGGCCCAGAGGUGGACUUCUCACAGGGCUAUGAGUUGCCGGGGGCCUCCUCUCGGGUAACCUGCGAGGACCUGGAAAGUGACAGUCCCUUGGCCCCGGGACCCUUUUCCAAGCUCCUGCAGCCGGACAUGUCACACCACUACGAAUCGUGGUUCCGGCCGACUCACCCAGGCACCGAGGAUGGCUCAUGGUGGGACCUUCAUCCGGGCACCAGCUGGAUGGACCUCCCCCACACUCAGGGCGCGCUGACCUCACCUGGCCACCCGGGGGCGCUUCAGGCUGGUUUGGGGGGCUACGUCGGAGACCACCAGCUUUGUGCCCCGCCGCCCCACCCACACCCGCACCAUCUCCUCCCAGCCGCCGGAGGGCAGCACCUCCUGGGGCCUCCGGACGGGGCGAAGGCCUUGGAAGCGGCCGCCCCGGAGUCCCAGGGGCUGGAUUCCAGUCUGGACGGGGCGACCCGACCCAAAGGCUCUCGGCGGUCAGUGCCCCGCAGCUCAGGCCAGACAGUGUGCCGCUGUCCCAACUGCCUGGAGGCGGAGCGACUGGGGGCGCCUUGCGGGCCCGAUGGGGGCAAGAAGAAGCACCUGCAUAAUUGCCACAUCCCGGGCUGCGGGAAAGCCUACGCCAAGACGUCGCACCUGAAGGCGCACCUGCGCUGGCACAGCGGCGACCGUCCCUUCGUGUGCAACUGGCUCUUCUGCGGCAAGCGCUUCACGCGCUCCGACGAGCUGCAGCGCCACCUGCAGACCCACACGGGCACCAAGAAGUUCCCCUGCGCCGUCUGCAGCCGCGUCUUCAUGCGCAGCGACCACCUGGCCAAACACAUGAAAACCCACGAGGGCGCCAAGGAGGAGGCUGCGGGGGCUGCCGCGGGCGAGGGCAAGGCGGGCGGAGCGGUGGAGCCUCCCGGGGGCAAAGGGAAGCGGGAGUCCGAGGGCGGCGGGGCUCCCUCCAACUGAGCCCCGGGGCACCGCCUCCCUGCUGGCCUCCCCGGGGGGGCUUCAGACGAGCGCCCCUUCCCCUCCGCCUGAGUCCCCGGAGGGGCGGCUGGAGGCAGAGGCGGUUCUCUAUGGAGGGGGAGCAAAGGCGGUGCGGGGCAGGGAGACGGGCUGUAGGGGUUUUAGUCUGGGGCUGGACGGGGCGCAUUGGACGGGCCGGGCUGCGAGGAGCUUCGCAGGCCCCUCUGCUCUCCGCUUCCUCGCUAUCUUCCUCACCCCUGGGCUGGGGGAGCAGUGGAGGAACCCCAACCGCGGCUGGAGGGCGGAGGGGACCGGCUGGAGGAGACAGCGAGUCCCCAGAGCCCGGAGGAGUGGGGCCGCCCCUGGCGCUGGGGGGAGCUGUCUGGACACGUCCUUAGCGCCUGGGAACCGUGACAUAAAAGCGCCUCCGGAGCCGCCCUGUGGCCCCGGCCCCUUUCAUCCCCGGUAUUACGUGCUUCUACCCCUAGGGUUUCCUGAGAGAUAGGGGAGGCUGGGGGUCCAGGGUUGUUGCUGUAGAGAACUCCUUUGAUGCACCUCCUUAUUAACCCUGCCAGACCCAGUUGGAGGGUGCCAUGAAGGAAAAGGGGGGAGGGCCAGAGUCCACCCCAGCGUCCCAGCCUGAGCUGUGGGGUGGAGGAGAGAGCUAGACGUGGGAGGUGAGCUAGGAAGUCCCCUUCUCCAAUGCGAGAAAGGGAUCUGGUGGGGGAAUGGAAGGAACUCACUCCUUCCCUCCAGCUGAUUCAGUCCUUAAACGCUUGGCCUUUAGAAAAAAGAAAGUUCAGUAGUCCACAUUCUCCAUCUGAUACCCCGUGUAAGCUUCCAGGGCAACCAGAAGCCCCACUCUAGAAUGGAUGUAGUACCUGGUCCCAUCACUUGCCUUCCCCUGAGGCCUGGAAGGAAGAGGGUUACCUGGGGUGGGUGGGGACCCACCAGUAAGUGGGUCCCGCUGAAAUUGGAGGGCUCCUCUACCCUGCCAUCUGCUCACUGGGGAAGUAAGUUCCACUGUUUCUUCAGCUCCACCCUCCCCUUUCUCUGCAGCCUGCAAGCCUUGUCUCUCCUGCAGAGUGUGUUAGGAGGUGCCUUCCUGCCCCUUCUCAUGAGAUGGGGGGCCCCCUUCCAUAGGAAGGAGUUGUGCUCCAUUGGAAGGGGUUCUGCCUUCUGCGCUAAUGUCCAGGAAGCUGUUCCUGUAGAUGCUAGCAGUCCAUCCUGACUGUGAUCAUGGAAGGGGUGGGGGGGGCGGGCCCAGCAGAGGCUGAGCCAGGCAAAGGGAAAGAAGCUGAUCUGGGGAAGGGGCUGGUGGGCCCAGGAAGAGGCCUUAGGACUCCCCUGCCCUGCCCCUUUCUCCACCCAGAGCGCUAUUCAAGGAUUAGUUGUGUAUUGAUUUUUAAGUUAUAAGCAAAGGGUAUUUUAUUUAAUAUUAGGGAGUGUAUGUGUGUGUGGUGUUCAGUACUACGUGUAGCUGUGGUGUGUGUGUGUGUGCAUGGUAUGUGAGCAUGUGUGUAUUUCUCUACUGAGCCUGGGGUCUCCAGCCAGGGAGACCCCAUCUUUUUCACAUCAUCCACGGUCCUGGGGGCUAGGCCCACAGUGUCUCUUCCUCCCAUGGGGAUGCUAGACCCCAUUCCGAGGACUGGGAGCUACAUGGGAAGUGGGGCCGGGAGGGUGGGAAU
Talpa occidentalis (Iberian mole) is the source of this 2915-nucleotide messenger RNA. RefSeq names its product Sp6 transcription factor (gene SP6). The coding region runs from base 97 to 1227 and encodes 376 amino acids. Gene Ontology annotation, molecular function: RNA polymerase II cis-regulatory region sequence-specific DNA binding; DNA-binding transcription factor activity, RNA polymerase II-specific. The transcript is spliced from 2 exons. NCBI's taxonomy places the organism in Eukaryota, Metazoa, Chordata, Mammalia, Eulipotyphla, Talpidae. Gene Ontology annotation, biological process: regulation of transcription by RNA polymerase II. The record is from RefSeq and is a predicted model, not a curated record.